Molecule: messenger RNA, 2394 nt
Organism: Mus caroli (Ryukyu mouse)
Lineage: Eukaryota; Metazoa; Chordata; Mammalia; Rodentia; Muridae
Gene: Slc17a8
Product: solute carrier family 17 member 8
Biological process (GO): regulation of synapse structure or activity; transmembrane transport; neurotransmitter loading into synaptic vesicle
Cellular component (GO): excitatory synapse; synaptic vesicle membrane
Molecular function (GO): neurotransmitter transmembrane transporter activity; L-glutamate transmembrane transporter activity
Source: RefSeq, a predicted model, not a curated record
UCUUGGAACCCCUGAGCUGGGGUUUUUACCUCCUUUCUGGUUUUAAGUAGUUCCCUCCAUGAGAACUGAAUUUCAAGUGUUCCUCAAGGGCAAACGCAGUGCCCGUGGGCUGGAGUUGAGAGAGGAUGACAGCUUCUGAGGUUGCCUCCUAAGGGCUCUGAGGUGCCUCCUCCAUCGCCCCCCGUUCAAAAUGCCAUUUAAAGCAUUUGAUACCUUCAAAGAAAAGAUUUUGAAACCUGGGAAGGAAGGAGUGAAGAAUGCUGUGGGAGAUUCGCUGGGCAUCUUACAAAGAAAAAUCGAUGGGACCAAUGAAGAGGAAGGUGCCAUUGAGCUGAAUGAAGAAGGAAGGCCCGUGCAGACGUCCAGAGCGCAUCUCCCUGUCUGUGACUGCAGCUGCUGUGGCAUCCCCAAACGGUACAUCAUUGCUGUCAUGAGCGGCCUGGGAUUCUGCAUUUCCUUUGGAAUUCGGUGCAACCUUGGAGUGGCCAUUGUGGAAAUGGUCAACAAUAGCACUGUGUAUGUGGAUGGGAAACCAGAAAUUCAGACAGCGCAGUUUAACUGGGACCCAGAGACGGUGGGCCUGAUCCAUGGAUCUUUUUUCUGGGGAUAUAUUGUGACACAAAUUCCUGGUGGCUUCAUUUCAAACAAGUUUGCUGCUAGCAGGGUCUUUGGAGCCGCCAUCUUCUUGACAUCAACUCUGAACAUGUUUAUCCCUUCUGCGGCGAGGGUGCAUUACGGCUGUGUCAUGGGUGUGAGAAUUUUGCAGGGUCUGGUGGAGGGUGUAACCUACCCUGCCUGCCAUGGGAUGUGGAGUAAGUGGGCGCCUCCCCUGGAGAGAAGCCGUCUAGCCACGACUUCCUUCUGUGGUUCCUAUGCCGGGGCAGUUGUUGCUAUGCCUCUUGCAGGGGUAUUGGUGCAGUACAUUGGCUGGGCCUCUGUCUUUUACAUUUACGGUAUGUUUGGGAUUAUUUGGUAUAUGUUUUGGCUGCUGCAGGCUUAUGAGUGCCCAGCAGCUCACCCAACAAUAUCCAAUGCAGAAAGGACCUACAUAGAGACAAGCAUAGGAGAAGGGGCCAACUUGGCCAGUCUGAGCAAAUUCAACACACCAUGGAGAAGGUUUUUCACAUCCUUGCCUGUCUAUGCCAUCAUUGUAGCAAACUUCUGUAGAAGCUGGACCUUCUAUUUGCUCCUAAUAAGUCAGCCAGCUUACUUUGAGGAGGUCUUUGGAUUUGCAAUAAGUAAGGUGGGUCUCUUGUCAGCUGUCCCACACAUGGUGAUGACAAUCGUGGUGCCCAUCGGAGGACAACUGGCUGAUUAUUUAAGAAGCCGAAAGAUUUUGACCACAACCGCUGUCAGAAAGAUCAUGAAUUGUGGAGGCUUUGGCAUGGAGGCAACCUUGCUCCUGGUGGUUGGAUUUUCCCAUACCAAAGGAGUGGCUAUCUCCUUCCUGGUGCUUGCUGUAGGAUUUAGUGGCUUUGCUAUUUCAGGCUUCAAUGUCAACCACCUGGACAUUGCUCCACGCUAUGCCAGCAUCCUCAUGGGGAUCUCAAAUGGCGUGGGGACUCUCUCUGGAAUGGUUUGUCCCCUCAUUGUUGGUGCAAUGACUAAGCACAAGACCCGGGAGGAGUGGCAGAAUGUGUUCCUCAUAGCAGCGCUGGUACACUACAGUGGAGUCAUCUUCUACGGAGUCUUCGCUUCUGGGGAAAAACAGGACUGGGCUGACCCAGAGAAUCUCUCUGAGGACAAAUGUGGAAUCAUUGACCAAGAUGAGUUAGCUGAGGAGACAGAACUCAACCACGAGACUUUCCUAAGUCCCAGAAAGAAGAUGUCUUAUGGAGCCACCACCCAGAAUUGUGAGGUCCAGAAGACCGAGUGGAGACAACAGAGAGAAGCUGCCUUCGACGGGGAGGAGCCAUUAUCCUACCAGGCUGAAGAAGGAGACUUCUCAGAAACAUCCUAAAAUGUCUAGCUUCACCUCAGCUUACAACUGGAAGUAUUGCACCCAUCGCCUUUCCCAUACCGCGUCUUGUCAGGGGGCCAAAUCGUGGGAAAGGGAGAGAUUAAAUUAACAACAGAGAAAAGAGACACACCUUCUUACAAAGAUGGGAAUAUGGACCUUGGUCUCAGUCGAUAAAAUAGUUGAUCAUAUUUGGGGGCGGGGUGUGGAUUAGGCAUUGGCCGUUGAGCCUUCUUUCAAAAGAACUAGUUAUUCAGGAAUUAAUGGUGAGAAGAAUAAGGAGUAGCUUGUUGCUCAAAUAAACACUGGAAGAAAUCCCUCUUUGGUCUGGAGAACAUGGUGGUUGCCAUCACAUCUCUUAGGCUACUCAUGGAGAGGAGUUUCCUAAACCUAAUGAAGGGAAUCACUCAUGGGGCCCUUGGUUGUGUCAGGUGCUU